Messenger RNA from Glarea lozoyensis ATCC 20868, 2376 nucleotides. RefSeq lists its product as uncharacterized. Lineage: Eukaryota; Fungi; Ascomycota; Leotiomycetes; Helotiales; Helotiaceae. The transcript has 5 exons. Gene Ontology annotation, molecular function: protein binding. Bases 1 to 2376 code for a protein of 791 amino acids. The record is from RefSeq and is a predicted model, not a curated record. Gene Ontology annotation, cellular component: nucleus.
AUGAACCAGAACAAUAUGGGAGGCAUGAACCCAAUGGGCGGUGGACCCGUUGGAGGUGGAAUGCCUAUGAUGAACAAUGGAGCUGGAGCUCGACCUCCGCUUCAAGCGAACAUGGCUGAUCAACGAGCGCAACUUAACACAUAUAUAUACGAGUACUUCCUAAAGAAUAACAUGUACGACUGCGCAAGGUCGCUAGUGGCCAGCGAUCAGCCAAUUAAUGUACAAAAUAAAAGCCCCGGCCAAAAUGGCGACGAUGGGGGAGAUGGCUCCUCCAAAGGCGAUGAUCCAAAAAGACACGACGACCUGCCAACACCAAACCUGCCAACCGACUGCGAAGAUAGCUGCUUCUUGUACGAGUGGUGGUGUCUUUUCUGGGACAUGUUUAAUGCGCAACGCGGUAAAGGAGAGAGGCAAUCGGUCAUGGCCUAUGUUAACCACACUCAAAAUCAAUCCCGUCAGAGACAGGAGCAGCAGGCUCAGGUUCUCCGCAACAUGAGAAACGAUGUCGCGCCACAAAACUACCAACAAAUGAUGAUGAGGCCCGGACCAAAUGGGAUGUCUCUUCAGCAGCAAGAGCUCCGCAAGAACGCAAUAAUGGCGAAUAGACAACAGAACAUAACCCCGCAGCACGCCCAAAUGCUAGCUCAGCAACAAAAGGCAAACCAAAUGCAGCGGGUCCCGUCGGAUGGUAAUAACCAGCGACCACAGUCUCCCGGAUCCGCAGAGAAUGCCCCAUCACCAUCGAAGAAACCCCGCCUCGAUGCUGCCGCGUUCAACCCACAGCAGGGAAUGCCAAAUGGAAGAGGACAAAUGCAGGGAAUGCCCCAACAGCAGGUGGGAGAUACUGGCCCCAGCAAUGCUAUUCAAGCCGCUCAUAUGCAGCUUGCCAAUGGUAUCGAGCCAAACAAUCUAACAGGUCAGCAGUUUCAGGUCCCCGGCGGCGCGAAUCCCGCCCAACAGGCGAGGUUAGCUGGAUACCAGGCCGGUUUGGCGCAACAGCAAGCUGGUCAAAUGCCAAAUAAACCCAUGCCUAACCAAGGAGGUCCACCAAACCAAGGCUCGCCGAUGAUGGCACAAGGUCCCGCAGACGGAAAUCUCGCAAAUUAUUACAACCCUACCGAUAUGGGUGCAAAUGGCAUGAGAGGACCAGCAGGAGCUCAAGGAGCCGGUACAGGCAACCACGCGUUGCAGGACUACCAAAUGCAGUUGAUGUUGCUUGAGCAGCAAAAUAAGAAACGGCUCAUGAUGGCACGGCAAGAGCAAGAUAGUAUGACGUUGCCUCGAGGCGCUGAUGGUGCACCGGGUGCACAACCAAUGGGACCAAAUGGACAGCCAUUCCAAGGUGCUUCACCUGGAGCUCGCAACUCACCUAACCCUACAGAUGCGAUCAAGCGGACUCCUCACAUGAACCCUGGAAGUAUCCCAUCUCCAAUACCUGACGGACAAAACAGAGGAUCACCUGGCUCGAUGAACUUUAAUAAUAUGCCUGGCAACCCAAUGGAUCCCAACAACAUGAAUCCAAAGUUCUACCAGAUGAAUGGAGGAAUGGAUCCGAAUAUGGUCGCGGCGAAUAUGCAAAACGGCAUGCGUCCACCAAGUUCUCAUCCUGGAGGCUUUAACCCAUUAGCUCAACAACAGAUGCAAAUGCAACAGGCACAGCGACAACAAGUCGCGGUCGCUCAACAGCAAGCUCAGCAACAACAAGCUAAUGGUCAGAACUGGGUAGGUCCAAAUGGCCAACAAAUGGUAAGCCAGCCUAGUCAAGGAGCCCCUCAGCAAAAUAUUGGUACACCGAGACAACAGAACCAAAUGCCGCCUCCGUCCGCUCCAGCUGGAGCAGUUGCAAAUGGUAGAACCCAACCAUCAUCUCCACAAAGUGUUGCGGCGCCUCCAACACCGAACCAGGCGAAUAAGGCAAAUCCAAAGAAGAAGCCAGAUGCGAAGGAUACUAAAGCAAAGCGCGCUACAAAGAAGGGAUCCGCUGCAAACCUCAAUGCUGGUGCUACACCGUCCGCCGAUGCUCCAACCGAUGGACCAACUCCUACGCCUCAGACCCCGAUCACUCCUAGCCAUAACAAGUUUGGUGGCCAGAAUGGUGCUGUACAACCUCCGACGAACGGUCAACCUCCUGCUCCUCCCGCGAACCCCGGUUUAGCUGUUGCUCAACAACAACCCGAACAAAUGCCCAACUUUGGUGGAAUGAAUGAUUAUGCAUACGAUGGUCAGCUCGCAUUCUCCGAUCCAGUUAAUGGAAAUAUGGAUGUUCUCCAGGAUUUCGAUUUUGACUCCUUCCUUCAUCAAGAUGGUGAUGUCGGAGACAACUUCCAAUUUGACAACUUUGCUAUGGAUGAUGGUGGCCAAAUUGGGGCGGAAUAA